Helianthus annuus (common sunflower) is the source of this 2617-nucleotide messenger RNA. Its product is annotated as pyrophosphate-energized vacuolar membrane proton pump 1. Gene Ontology annotation, molecular function: inorganic diphosphate phosphatase activity; diphosphate hydrolysis-driven proton transmembrane transporter activity. Gene Ontology annotation, cellular component: membrane. The transcript has 7 exons. NCBI's taxonomy places the organism in Eukaryota, Viridiplantae, Streptophyta, Magnoliopsida, Asterales, Asteraceae. The coding region runs from base 44 to 2338 and encodes 764 amino acids. The record is from RefSeq and is a predicted model, not a curated record. Gene Ontology annotation, biological process: proton transmembrane transport.
CUCUUUCCCUAUUCAUUUUCACCCAACUCACUCUUCCGGUACAAUGGUGGCGGCGUUACUGUCAGAUCUAGCCACGGAGGUUAUUAUUCCGGUAUGCGCCGUCAUCGGUAUUCUUUUCUCUUUGAUCCAAUGGGUCUUGGUUUCACGGGUCAAGCUCACACCCGACCGUAACGGACCCUCAUCCAACAACAAGAAUGGGUUCAGUGAUUCUUUGAUUGAAGAAGAGGAAGGUGUUAAUGAGCAUAAUGUCGUCGCUAAAUGUGCUGAGAUUCAGAAUGCUAUUUCUGAAGGUGCAACAUCCUUCUUAUUCACCGAGUAUCAAUACGUGGGCAUUUUCAUGGUUGUUUUCGCAAUCUUGAUCUUUCUAUUUCUGGGUUCUGUCGAGGGAUUCAGCACAAAAACUCAACAAUGCACGUACGAUGUUCACCGAAUGUGCAAACCCGCACUCGCUACCGCUUUAUUCAGCACCGUAUCCUUCUUACUAGGAGCCAUUACAUCCGUCCUCUCGGGUUUUCUCGGUAUGAAAAUCGCCACAUAUGCAAACGCAAGAACGACGCUAGAAGCAAGAAAAAGCGUCGGGAAAGCGUUUAUUAUCGCGUUUAGAUCCGGUGCUGUUAUGGGUUUUCUUCUAGCUGCAAAUGGGCUUUUGGUUCUUUACCUUACUAUUAAUCUGUUUAAGUUAUAUUAUGGUGAUGACUGGGAAGGUCUGUUUGAAGCGAUAACCGGUUACGGGCUCGGUGGAUCAUCGAUGGCUCUGUUCGGAAGAGUUGGUGGUGGUAUUUAUACGAAAGCCGCUGAUGUAGGCGCCGACCUCGUUGGUAAGGUCGAACGGAACAUUCCAGAAGAUGAUCCUAGAAACCCUGCUGUAAUUGCUGAUAACGUCGGGGACAAUGUCGGUGACAUUGCGGGAAUGGGAUCUGAUCUAUUCGGUUCUUACGCAGAGUCAUCAUGUGCUGCACUUGUGGUCGCUUCAAUUUCUUCUUUCGGAAUCAACCACGAGUUCACCGCAAUGUGCUACCCGUUGCUUGUGAGCUCAAUCGGUAUUAUUGUUUGCUUGAUAACCACACUUUUCGCCACUGACUUUUACGAAGUCAAAGCUGUUAAAGACAUCGAGCCAUCACUAAAGAACCAGCUUAUAAUUUCUACUGUCCUUAUGACCAUUGGAAUCGCAAUUGUUAGUUUUAUCGCACUGCCUUCGUCUUUCACCAUUUACAACUUUGGUGUACAGAAAGUUGUACAUAACUGGCAACUUUUCUUGUGCGUGUGUGUUGGUCUUUGGGCUGGACUUAUCAUCGGUUUUGUGACCGAGUAUUACACCAGCAAUGCAUAUAGCCCGGUGCAAGACGUUGCUGAUUCAUGUAGAACCGGAGCUGCAACAAAUGUUAUAUUCGGGCUUGCGUUGGGAUACAAAUCUGUUAUUAUUCCAAUUUUUGCAAUAGCUAUCAGCAUUUUUGUGAGCUUUAGCUUUGCAGCCAUGUACGGGAUUGCGGUUGCUGCUCUUGGAAUGCUGAGCACCAUUGCUACCGGUCUAGCUAUCGAUGCUUACGGUCCGAUCAGUGACAAUGCUGGCGGCAUUGCUGAGAUGGCGGGCAUGAGCCAUCGCAUCCGUGAGCGGACCGAUGCACUUGAUGCUGCUGGAAACACCACUGCUGCCAUCGGAAAGGGAUUCGCUAUCGGCUCAGCCGCACUCGUUUCACUAGCACUGUUCGGUGCAUUUGUGAGCCGCGCAGGGAUUCAAGUGGUCGACGUUUUGACACCGAAAGUGUUCAUCGGUCUAAUCGUCGGUGCCAUGCUUCCGUACUGGUUUUCAGCCAUGACAAUGAAAAGUGUCGGCAGCGCCGCGUUGAAAAUGGUGGAGGAAGUUCGACGACAAUUCAACACCAUCCCUGGUCUAAUGGAAGGCCUUACGAAACCCGAUUACGCUACAUGCGUGAAAAUCUCCACUGAUGCAUCUAUUAAGGAGAUGAUUCCACCUGGCGCUCUUGUCAUGCUGACUCCUCUUAUCGUCGGGACUUUUUUUGGUGUCGAGACUCUUUCGGGUGUUCUCGCUGGUUCUCUCGUUUCGGGUGUCCAGGUGGCGAUUUCUGCGUCGAACACCGGUGGUGCAUGGGACAAUGCCAAGAAGUACAUUGAGGCCGGUGCUUCAGAGCAUGCAAGGACCCUCGGACCAAAAGGGUCUGAACCACAUAAGGCUGCGGUGAUAGGCGACACCAUUGGGGACCCGCUGAAGGACACCUCGGGCCCAUCUCUCAACAUUCUGAUCAAGCUCAUGGCUGUAGAGUCGCUUGUGUUCGCUCCCUUCUUUGCUGCUCAUGGCGGUUUGCUUUUCAAGCUUUAAGGGUGAAGAUAUCUUUUGUAGCCGUGUAUGAUUCGACUAUAUGUCUUAGAUUCGCUCUUAUUUUGCUCUCUGUUUUAGGGGUAGUUGCGACGUUGAGUAGUGUUUUUUUUAAGAGAACGGUGAUGAAUGUGAUUCGAUCAUGAGAAGAGAGUAGUUAAUUUUAGAGCAGGCAAAUGUGUCGUGAUGUAUUAUUAAGCGCGUCGCUAAGAAUUUUAUGGAUUGGACCUUUUUGUAACUUUUAAUUUAUGGCGUUAGUUAUAUCUAAUAAUUAUUAACCUG